AUGGCCGGGUUCACUGAGGCGGCGGUUCCGCCACCCGCUCCUCCCGGCCGCCACUUUCCCCCCGCUUUCCCGUCGACCCGGCGUUGCUGCUGCCGCCGCCCGGCUCUGCCCGCCCUGCCCGGCUUGCUGUCGCUGGGCUUGCUCCUUUCGCGUGUCUGCUGCGGUGCCUUAGCUGGACCAGUAGUUGAUCCACAUGUGAGAGCAGUAUGGGGGAAGAACGUUACACUGAAAUGCAUAAUUGAUAUAAACGAAACAUUAACACAAAUUACGUGGGAGAAGAUACACGGGAAGAGUGCACAGACUAUUGCUGUUCAUCAUCCUGAAUAUGGAUUUUCUGUUCAAGGAGAAUAUCAAGGAAGAGUAUCACUCAAAAACACCUCUCUUACUGAUGCAUCAAUCAUCCUAACCAAUGUUACCUUCUCUGAUUCUGGAGAAUAUGUAUGCAAAGCAGUUACAUUCCCUCUAGGAAAUUCACAGUCAUCAACAACUGUAGCUGUAUUGGUUGAACCAAUUGUGAGCCUAACAAAGGGACCAAAUGCUUUAAUAGAUGGUGCCAAUCAGACAGUUGCAGCUAUUUGCACAGCAGCCACUGGAAAACCAGCUGCAGAGGUUGUCUGGGAAGGUGGCCUCGGUGAAAUGGAAUCCACUUCAACUGCAUAUCCAAAUGAAACUGUGACAGUGGAGAGUCUAUACAAGGUUGUCCCCACCAGGUUUGCUAGAGGAAGACGUAUCACUUGUGUUGUGAAACAUCCAGCUUUGGAGAAGGAGAUAAGGAUGCUUUAUGUGCUGGAUAUUCAGUAUUCCCCCGAAGUUACAGUAACUGGGUAUGAUGGAAACUGGUAUAUUGGAAGAGAGAAUGUUUUACUCAGGUGUAAUGCUGAUGCAAAUCCGCUACCAAUGGAGUUUACAUGGAGUCGGUUGGAUGGACAUUGGCCUGAAGGUUUACAGCCUUUAAACAAUACUCUGCAUUUCAUCAGACCAUUAACCAUCAAUUAUACUGGAACUUAUGUUUGUAAAGUGGCCAAUUCACUUGGCCAAAGAAGUGAUGAAAAGACUAUCUACAUAUCAGAUCCUCCUACUACUACCACCUCAUCACCCACGAUUCCAUGGCUUCCUUCAACUGAUGGCAUCACAGGUUUAACAACUCAGCCAAUACUAAGGCUUUUCCCAACAUCACCAUGGCCAGCAAUGCAGGAAGACAAUUGGGGCACCAUCAUCGGUAGUGCAGUGGGCGGGGCUCUUUUCCUGAUACUUGUAUGUGUCUUGGUUGGAGUUAUCUGGUAUAGGAGAAGAAGGACGUUCCGUGGUGACUACUUCGCUAAGAACUACAUUCCACCAUCAGAUAUGCAAAAGGAGUCCCAAAUAGAUACCCUCCAGGUAGAGGAUGUGGAUUCUUAUCCUGACAGUGUGAAAAAGGAAAUAAAACAUCCAAUGAACAGUCAUAUAACUAAAGACUACUUGGGAGAAACUGAAAAAACAGACUGGAACAAAGUAGACACUAUUAACAGGUACCAGGACAGGUAUGAAAGACCAAUGGAUUACUAUGAAGGUGGAACACUGGGAAUGAAAUACUUGGGUGAUGAAUGUUACGAUGAAAAUGAAGAUGACUUAGUUUCACAUGUAGAUGGCUCUGUAAUAUCCCGAAAGGAGUGGUAUGUGUAAUGACCACUUUCAAGUUUUGACUAUACAUAAAGCUCCUUCAUUAGCUGAUCACUUUCAGAUUGUUUAUACUUUUUCUUGAGGAACAAGCUUUUUGAAGUUGAUUUUCAAGCUUUUUAUAUUCUAACUUGACAAAUGAAAUGUAAAAACCUCAUUUAAAUGUAUUGAAGCUGCUUUAUGAUUUUUUUCCCCAAUGCUGUACUACUGUCUUUCACAAGAUUCAAAUUUUAAUAUAGUGCUUUAUUUGGCCUAUAGCACAAGAUAAGAACAAAGUGCUAAGUGGAAAAAAUGAAAUCGUUAUAAAAAGUUUGAAAUGAA
Elgaria multicarinata webbii is the source of this 1977-nucleotide messenger RNA. Its product is annotated as nectin-3-like. The record is from RefSeq and is a predicted model, not a curated record. NCBI's taxonomy places the organism in Eukaryota, Metazoa, Chordata, Lepidosauria, Squamata, Anguidae. Bases 1 to 1662 code for a protein of 553 amino acids. The transcript is spliced from 6 exons. Gene Ontology annotation, cellular component: apical junction complex; adherens junction. Gene Ontology annotation, biological process: homophilic cell-cell adhesion; symbiont entry into host cell; heterophilic cell-cell adhesion.